CUGUUUAUUUCCAAAAAUAAAUUUCACUUGACACUAGCGUUUUUGUUUUGGUGUCAAUUUCUCAUUACACCAUAUCACAAUUCACCACCACACCCUUCUCUUCAAAUUCAAUCACACACGCAUAAAUCACCUUCUUCUCCCUCUCUUCUCUCUACACAUACACACAUUCAUAACCUCUCUAUCGCAUCUCUCUCUCUCUCUCUCUCUCUCUCUCUCUCUCUCUCUCUCUCUCUCUCUACGCCAAUGGCCACCGCUACCGAUAACAACCUCUCCAAUCUCAAAUCUGCUGUCGCCGGAUUGGAACAAAUCAGUGAGAAUGAGAAAAGCGGAUUCAUCAACCUCGUUUCUCGUUAUCUCAGUGGCGAAGCGCAGCAUGUAGAAUGGAGUAAGAUCCAGACGCCUACUGAUGAAGUUGUUGUGCCUUAUGAUAGUUUGGCGCCAACUCCUGGUGGUUCUUCUGAGAUUAAGAAUCUUUUGGAUAAGCUUGUGGUGUUGAAGCUUAAUGGAGGAUUGGGGACAACAAUGGGUUGCACUGGUCCAAAAUCUGUCAUUGAAGUUCGUGAUGGGUUGACAUUUUUAGAUUUAAUUGUCAUCCAAAUUGAGAAUCUCAAUUCCAAAUAUGGAAGCAACGUUCCUUUGCUUUUGAUGAACUCAUUCAACACUCAUGAUGACACUCAAAAGAUUAUUGAGAAAUACCAAAACUCCAAUAUUGAGAUUCAUACUUUUAACCAGAGCCAGUAUCCUCGAUUGGUUGUUGAUGACUUUUUGCCAUUGCCUUCCAAAGGGCGCACUGACAAGGAUGGGUGGUAUCCUCCUGGUCAUGGGGAUGUCUUCCCAUCAUUAUCGAACAGUGGAAAGCUUGAUGCACUAUUAUCACAGGGUAAAGAAUAUGUGUUUGUUGCCAAUUCAGAUAAUUUGGGAGCCAUAGUUGACUUGAAAAUCUUAAAUCAUCUGAUCGAGCACCAGAAUGAAUAUUGUAUGGAGGUGACGCCGAAAACAUUGGCUGAUGUUAAGGGUGGCACUUUGAUUUCUUAUGAAGAAAGGGUUCAGCUCCUGGAAAUUGCACAAGUCCCAGAUGAACAUGUUGGUGAGUUCAAGUCAAUAGAGAAGUUCAAAAUUUUCAACACAAAUAAUUUGUGGGUGAACUUGAAAGCAAUCAAAAGACUCGUCGAAGCUGAUGCUCUUAAGAUGGAGAUUAUUCCCAAUCCAAAGGAAGUUGAUGGAGUAAAAGUUCUUCAGCUGGAAACUGCAGCUGGGGCAGCCAUAAGGUUCUUUGACAAGGCUAUUGGGAUUAAUGUUCCUCGAUCCCGAUUCCUUCCAGUGAAGGCAUCUUCAGAUUUGCUUCUUGUCCAGUCAGACCUCUACACCUUGGAAGAUGGGUCUGUAAUUCGGAACAAAGCUAGGACUAAUCCUGAAAACCCUUCUAUUGAACUGGGGCCAGAAUUUAAGAAGGUUAGCAACUUCUUGAGCCGCUUCAAGUCAAUUCCUAGUAUUGUUGAGCUUGACAGCCUAAAAGUGGCUGGCGAUGUGUGGUUUGGAGCUGGUGUUAUCCUCAAGGGGAAGGUCAGUAUUGUUGCCAAAUCUGGCGUAAAGUUGGAAAUUCCUGAUGGAGCCAAAAUUGCAAACAAGGAAAUUAAUGGCCCAGAGGACCUGUGAAGAAGCUAAUGAGUUUAGACGUAUCGGACUGUAUACGAUCAUGGCAGUCUUAUGUUAUUUCAAUUACAUAUAUUACACAAGUUUGAUAGGAAAAUGCAAUAAGGUGUUUUUUUUGUCAUGAGUAUGUCUCACUAUGGAGCCUUGCUGGUUGUCUUGUGAUUUAUGUUAAGAACAAAAACUUUUUGUCGUAAAGUACUAAAAGGUGGGUUAUGAGUUAUUCCCGUUACAUAAGUUUUCAUGCCAUUUUAUGUAACAACGUUAUCCAUCUGAUUUUGUCAUCAUAUAUGUCUUCUAUAUCCCUACUUAAUGUAUUA
This is a messenger RNA of Cicer arietinum (chickpea), 1970 nucleotides long. Its product is annotated as UTP--glucose-1-phosphate uridylyltransferase. Gene Ontology annotation, molecular function: UTP:glucose-1-phosphate uridylyltransferase activity. Lineage: Eukaryota; Viridiplantae; Streptophyta; Magnoliopsida; Fabales; Fabaceae. The record is from RefSeq and is a predicted model, not a curated record. Gene Ontology annotation, biological process: UDP-alpha-D-glucose metabolic process.